Molecule: messenger RNA, 1298 nt
Organism: Trachemys scripta elegans
Lineage: Eukaryota; Metazoa; Chordata; Testudines; Emydidae
Product: zinc finger protein 501-like
Exons: 2
Coding region: 270-1298 (342 amino acids)
Biological process (GO): regulation of transcription by RNA polymerase II
Molecular function (GO): DNA-binding transcription factor activity; RNA polymerase II cis-regulatory region sequence-specific DNA binding
Source: RefSeq, a predicted model, not a curated record
GGCAUUAGCCAGGCCAGCUGUUUCCCCCCAGUCCCGUUAAGAGGCUCAGUCCUGGCGUUGCACAGAGCCAGUUUGGUUCAAGUCUGAAGCCGGCAGUGGGCUUUUAUACCCCUGUGUUAGUGAGCGGCUGUGGGGCCACACUUGCACUGUGGCUGGGGGAGCCCGUGGAGUCGUCUCCCCUCCACUCUGAUUGUUGUGUCUGAAUUGACCCUCUUGUGUUUCCAGGGGCAUUUCCUGGCUGUCCCGUCCAUGCCAGCCCCGAGUAGCAGAUGAAAGCCGAGCUCAGCGGGUAUUUAUCUAGAUCCCACCUGCUCUGUUCUCACUCAGCAGGGCUCCAAUCCCAAUACUGGAUGGAGCGAGGGGAAGAGCUGCACGUCCCAGAUCUCAGCAAAGGCGAGGACGAUGAGAGCGGGCCGGGCCCCCAAACAGGUGAGAGGCUGGCGAGCAUGGCUGGGGCAGAGGAUGCUGCACCGGGAAGAGGUGGCACCAGCACCGAUGUGGAGCUGGUGGGAGCGUGGCACAAAGACCCUGCUGUGGGGGCAGAGGAAGUUGUGCGAGGAGGCAGUGCCAGGGUGGAGGAGGCUGUACCAGGAGGUAGCGCUGAUGCAGAGCUGGCGCGGCACAGAGGCGCCACCAUUAGGUGGCCCUUUAAAUGCAGUGAGUGUGGGAAGAGCUUCCGGCAGAGUGCCACACAGACAAGGCACCAGCUCCUCCAUGCGAGCGAGAGGCCUUACAUCUGCACCACCUGCAGCAAAGGCUUUUGCGACCAUGCGGCGCUGGCCACGCACCAGCGGGCGCACACAGGUGAGCAUCCCUUCCCCUGCCUGCCGUGCGGCAAGGCCUUUGCUGGCAGCUCAGCGCUGCUGGUGCAUCAGCGAGUGCACACCGGUGAGCAUCCCUACCGCUGUGGGGAGUGCGGGCAGAGCUUCCGGCAGAGUGCCCACCUGGCACAGCACCAGCAGGGCGCCCACGCCAGCCAGCGCCCCCACGCCUGCACUCACUGCAGCAAGAGCUUUGGGCUGCUCUCCACGCUGGCACGGCACUUGCAGACACACAGUGUCGAACGCCCCCAUGCCUGCCCUGACUGCCCCCGCUGCUUCCGCCAGCGAGCCCACCUGCUCCGGCACCGGCUAGCGCACACAGGUGAAUGUCCCUUCCCCUGCCUGGUCUGUGGCAAAGCCUUUGCCCUGAGUGCCACAUUGCUGCGGCACCAGCUGGUGCACACGGGUGAGCGCCCCUACCGCUGUGGGGAGUGCGGGCGCAGCUAUACACAGAGCUCCUACCUGUGCCAGCACUAG